GGGAGAGGGGGGGGGGUUUCCACAGGAGACGCCACGUUCCGAGUAGGCUCCGCCCCCUGAGCAGCUGACGCUGCCUGGCUUGUGUUGUGACAGGGAGGCGGCCGCGGAUGAGACGUCGGAGGAGACAGGAGAGCUGAUGUGAAUUGAGAUGGAAGGCUUAGGGGAAAAGAAGCCCUGGGGCAAGCUGAGCCGAUUGCUCGGAGCGGAGACAGAGGCAGCUUCUGAGCUUUUCCUGUGCAAGAAGGAAUGGACAAUUGGAAGAAAGAAAGGCUGUGACCUGGCAUUCCCUGGAAACAAGUUGGUGUCUGGAGAACACUGUAAAAUCACAGUGGAUGAGAAGUCUGGCCUUGUUUCAUUAGAGGACACUAGCACAAAUGGCACUGUGAUCAACCAGCAGAAGGUGGUAAAGAAACAGACAUAUCCCUUAAAGAAUGGUGAUAUUAUCUACCUUGUUUAUAAGAAAAAUGAGCCAGAACAAAAUGUUGCAUAUCUGUACAAGUCCUUGAGUUCAGCACAAGACAAUAUACAAGAACCAGAAGAUACCUCAGGGAUCGGCGAGGAGACGCAGGUUUUGUCUCCACUUCAAGAUUCUUCCUUUACCUCUGAGGAACCUCAGCCUUCCACUUCCACGUCCAGCCUCUUUAACACACGCACUACCUCUGCUAAAGAGCCAGAUUCUUCCUUGAAAGUUGGGUCAUCCAUUGAUGACAAUGCCUGUGCUGUGACAAGAAUGAAGAGUCAACCUGAGCAGCAAUCCAGUUCAGGACUUGAUGGGCAGAACAUACACACAGCAAGGGCCUCUUCUCCUGCGAGAGAUACAGAGCAAGAUGGUCAGCCUCCUCCUAAAAAGAAGCUGAAAUCUGAAAUGGAAUGUGCAAGCAGUCAUGCCCCUCCCCUGUCUAGUAAUGUAAAAGGCACAUCAGAGGAUGCUAAACCAUCUAGCAUGAAACCAGACAAGAUGGAAGAGACCCUGACCUGCAUCAUUUGUCAAGAGCUGCUACAUGACUGUGUCAGUUUGCAGCCAUGUAUGCACACAUUCUGUGCUGCUUGCUAUUCUGGCUGGAUGGAACGCUCCUCCCUCUGUCCUACCUGCCGAUGUCCUGUGGAACGUAUUUGUAAAAACCACAUCCUCAACAACCUGGUGGAAGCCUACCUACUUCAGCAUCCAGAAAAGUGCCGCAGUGAGGAAGAUAGACGCAGCAUGGAUGCCCGCAAUAAGAUCACUCAAGACAUGUUGCAGCCCAAAGUGCGCCGAUCAUUCUCUGAUGAAGAGGGAAGUUCUGAAGACCUACUUGAGCUAUCGGAUGUCGACAGCGAAUCCUCAGACAUCAGCCAGCCCUACACGGUCUGCCGCCAAUGCCCAGGAUAUGGUAGACCUAAUGUGCAGCCCCCACCUUAUCCUCCACCUCUUGAGACUGAUGCAUCGCGGUCUGCAGGGGAUGCUCCAUCUACCUCUGCUACUCUUCCUGCAGUGACACAGGAAUAUGUAUGCUCUUCACAAGGAAGUCAUGUGAUCUGUACAUGCUGUUUCCAGCCAAUGCCAGAUCGGAGGAGUGAGCGGGAACAGAGCCCUCAUGUGCCUCCUCAGCAAUGUACUGUAUGUUUGCAGUCUUUCUGUCACAUGUACUGGGGAUGUACCAGAAUUGGCUGCUUUGGUUGUCUGGCUCCAUUUUGUGAGUUAAAUCUUGGAGAAAAAUGUUUAGACUCUGUUUUAAACAACAACAAUUAUGAAUCUGAUAUUCUAAAAAAUUACCUGGCAUCCAGGGGUUUAACGUGGAAAGACUUGUUACAUGAAAGUCUAAGUGCAGUUCAGAGAGGAGUAUUCAUGCUUCCUGAUUACCGGAUUAAUGGAUCUACUGUUCUCUGCUACUUCUGUGGACUACGUAACUUUAGAGAUUUAACCUACCAGUACAGGCAAAACAUACCACCCGCUGAGCUUCCAGUGGCAGUAACAUCACGUCCAAAUUGCUACUGGGGACGAAACUGCAGAACUCAGGUGAAAGCACACCAUGCCAUGAAAUUCAAUCACAUUUGUGAACAAACUAGAUUCAAGAACUGACUUGGCGAUGAAUUUGAUACUGGGACGGCUAAAGCUACCUUGACUUCAUGCUGUGUGCCCCUCCAAAGCAAUGAGAACCUCACCUGUCCAGCAGUUUGUGACCUGACGGUGUAAUUUGCAGCUCUCUGUUCUUGGUGUUACAUGGCUGGGCUGCUUACACUUUUUAUCGUUUUUUUGUUUUUUUUUGAUAAAUGCUUGUAGCACAAGAGUGGAGUCACCUUAAUAGAUGCUGAGUUAUGAUGGUUUGGAGGCAGUGAAACUGCUAUCUUUAUGCAAUGCAAGAUGCCUUUCUUCCAGUUAAAUGCAUAUACAUAAUGGUUUAACAGCUUUUUGUUGUGCAUUGCUAUUUGUUGAACAAUAUACUGUUGUACAUGCUUUGGCUGUUUGU
Messenger RNA from Nanorana parkeri, 2447 nucleotides. It is a transcript of the gene CHFR, whose product is annotated as checkpoint with forkhead and ring finger domains. Gene Ontology annotation, cellular component: nucleus. NCBI's taxonomy places the organism in Eukaryota, Metazoa, Chordata, Amphibia, Anura, Dicroglossidae. The coding region runs from base 149 to 2059 and encodes 636 amino acids. Gene Ontology annotation, molecular function: ubiquitin-protein transferase activity; protein binding. The transcript is spliced from 18 exons. Gene Ontology annotation, biological process: protein ubiquitination; mitotic cell cycle checkpoint signaling; ubiquitin-dependent protein catabolic process. The record is from RefSeq and is a predicted model, not a curated record.